UGUAAACUAAUAAUUUAGCGAACAGUGUAAUUGGACGCUCUGAAACUCGCCGGCUAACUCGUGGUUCGGCGGCUUGCAUAUUUAUAGUACAUCGCAGUGUGCCGCGAGCUGCCAAUUUAGUAUAUGAGUCGCAGCUCAACGGUAUGUGUCAUUGUGAGCUGAACUUUAGAGCCAGUUCACAACUGCACACGACUAUAAUAAACAAACAUUGGAUACAACGCCGGUUCUGAUUGGUUGCCUGCUUAGUCUUCCUCUAGUUGGAGUUUUGUACAGACGUAUAUUUGUUAAUUAGACCGAUUAAUUUCAGUAAAAUUAGAUAAUGGCGUGGACAAAUAGCCAGGUAUUAGAAUUUUUGGAUCUAUAUCGUAAAGAGCCAGUUCUAUGGGAUCCUAAAAACCCCGCACAUAAAACAAGAAGUGAUAUUACGGCAGCAUGGAAUAGAAUCCAAGCUUCUUUUUCUAUGGAUUGUUCAGUGGUAGAUCUUAAAAAGAAAAAGGAAUCGUUAAUGACAUCUUUUAGAAUGCAUAUGAAUAGAAAAAAGAAAAGAUGUGGUGACUAUCAACCUACAUGGUUUCUGUUUUCGCAUAUGGAAAGUUUUCUUGGCGGGAAUUAUGAAUGUGAUAGUACAAGUCAAAUGCAACAACAGCUUUUCAAUAAUCCUACACACGCUCCAUCGCAUCAACAAUUGGUAACAGAAACAAAUAUUGGUACAAGAAGUAAUUCAAAUGAAAGUAAUACUGUCUCAAGAUAUUCAACGAAAACAUUUCCUCAAGCAAAUGCUAAACCUAAGAAAGCAAAUUCGAACAUUGUUUUUGUCAAGAAGGAUUUUAAGGAAGAACCGCAGGAUUUGGAAAAGGCUAUAGAGAUUAAAAAUUUUGAUGAAUACGAUUUGUAUGGGCAACUAUUAGCUAAGAAAUUAAGAAAAUUGGAAGAACAUCAACGAGAUGUUGCCAUGCACGAAAUUGAUAAUAUUAUGUUUAAGGCUAAAAUGCAAGGUAGCACGAGUCAAACACAAAGUUUUACAUCUACUUCACCGGUACAUCGCAAGAUGAAAUCACCAAUUUUCAUAGUGACGCAGCAUUCUCAUGAGUACGAAGACGAAAAUUUACCAUAUCAAGAGCACAUGCAGCCGCAAGCACCAUCGUAGCUCCAAAAUGUUAGAUUUCGUUCUAAAAGGAAGAUUUUACAUUGCAUACGUAUAAUCUAUGUAGGUUACAUAGGUUGUAGAGACCGAUAAGUCUAACCGUAGGUUUCUGAUAACUAAAUCUCUGUAUAAAACAUAUCGUCGGCCCCGUCAUUACCUUUGACAAC
Papilio xuthus (Asian swallowtail) is the source of this 1311-nucleotide messenger RNA. RefSeq lists its product as uncharacterized. NCBI's taxonomy places the organism in Eukaryota, Metazoa, Arthropoda, Insecta, Lepidoptera, Papilionidae. Bases 320 to 1147 code for a protein of 275 amino acids. The transcript is spliced from 2 exons. The record is from RefSeq and is a predicted model, not a curated record.